AUGCAAGUAUUCUAUAUUCUUGGUUUCAUAAUUUCAUUAUCGACAUGUAUUCAAGCAACAUUGGAUGCUAAGGUGGGCAAAUGUUUAAGUGAUUUAACAACAAAAGAAAUUACUAUUUCACAUAAUUAUCUUCAAUUAUCAUCAAAAUUCGGUACAGCUAAUGCUUAUCCAGGUUUUUCAAGUUUAUUUACUAAACUAAGUGAUGAAGAUUCACAUAAAAGUCAUGAACUUGUUAAAUUUAUUGCUUUACGUAAAUUUAAACUUGAUCGAUUAAUUAGCAAAGAUGGUAUUAAAAUUCAUAAUGAUUUAACCGGUACAUUCGAUAUUCGUGAAGGUUUAAAAGAAGCUCGUAAGCAAAAUAAAGAUUUAUGGAAAGAAGUUACCGGUUGUCAUGAUGCCGCUGAUAAGGAUGCAAAUGUUCAAGAUUAUCUUGAAUCACAUUUGCUUGAUCAUCAUAUUGAAAUUGAUAAACUUUUAGCUGAUCUUGAACAUCGUAUUGAUGAUGCUCGAGAUACUGACAAGAAAUUAAUCACAUUUAUGAUUGAUGAAGAACUUUUAGAAACAUAUGGUGAUCGUCGUAAAGAUAUUUUUUCAUAA
Messenger RNA from Adineta steineri, 597 nucleotides. Lineage: Eukaryota; Metazoa; Rotifera; Eurotatoria; Adinetida; Adinetidae. The record is from the annotation of a GenBank genome assembly.